UUUCAACCACUUGAGCCUUAAGAAAGUAGCUUCUAAUUGGCACUUUGUCAUACCCAAGAGGGAAAAAAAGGGAGCAAAAGUAUGCAGAAAGCAUAACUUUGAAGAUUAUGCCAUCCCUUCUCUACUCUUCAAUGACUCCGGAGAGAGAGAGAUAGAGAGAGAGAGGGAUGGAGAAAUAGAGGGUGUUUUGUGGCUUUAUUCGUCAUGACCAUGUGACUAAAAGUUGUUCUGAAUAGAUUGGGAACCGAAGAAAAUAGCUCGAUUUCAAGCUUGGGACUAAUGGGUAGAAGAAAAUCUACAGAUGUUGAACAUGGGAACAAAGAUGUAACAUUCUCUAGCUGUGUGAUUAACAUUCAUCAAUUGAGUUCUGAUGAGAGGAGUUACAGCACCGGUGGCUUAUUCGCAAGCGUUGGUCAAGUGGGAAUGGAAUUCGGGAUUUCACUAAAUCCUCAAAAUCCCAGUGGCAGCAGAGUGAAACUUCCAAAUGCCAAGUCAUACAUGAAGUAUGUCACUAUUCAUGAAUCCGGUUAUCAAAUUAGACUGGCGCCGGAGUUGGAGAGAGGAAAAGCAUUGGAAGUUGGAGAAGAGAAGGUGACGGUGAAAAGAAAGAAAGGAGAUGGCCUGAAACUGAGAAUGAAGAUUGGGAAUGACUCACUAAGGAGAUUGAUGAGUGGAGGCAUCGCAGGCGCGGUGUCACGCAGUGCAGUUGCACCGUUGGAGACAAUAAAGACGCAUUUGAUGGUGGGAAGCUGCGGACAAUCCGCGGCUGAAGUGUUCCAAUCUAUCAUGAAAACUGAAGGAUGGAAAGGCUUGUAUAGAGGCAACCUGGUUAAUGUGAUUAGAGUUGCGCCAAACAAGGCAAUUGAGUUAUUUGCGUAUGAUACGGUUAAGAAGUACUUGACUCCAAAACUCGGAGAAAACAACAAAAUCCUUGUCCCUGCCUCAUUGAUUGCUGGCGCUGUUGCUGGAUUCAGCUCAACUUUCUGUACUUACCCACUUGAGCUGCUAAAAACCAGACUAACCGUCCAAAGAGGAGUGUACAAGAACUCAUUACACGCUUUAAUGAAGAUCGCCGGAGAGGAGGGAGCUGCGGAGCUAUAUAGAGGACUAAUCCCAAGUCUGAUUGGAGUAAUCCCUUAUGCUGCCACCAACUAUUUUGCUUACGACACACUGAGAAAAGCUUACAAGAAAGCCUUCAAUCAGGAUGAAAUUGGAAAUGUGACCACCCUCUUGAUGGGUUCAGCUGCUGCUGUGGUUUCAAGUUGUGCAACUUUCCCACUCGAGGUGGCACGGAAGCAAAUUCAGGCUGGAGCUUUCAGCGGGAGGCAGUACAAGAACAUGCUUCACGCGCUUGUGAGCAUACUCGAAAGGGAAGGAAUUCCGGGCCUGUAUAGAGGAUUAGGACCUAGCUGCAUGAAGUUGGUGCCUGCUGCUGGGAUAUCUUUCAUGUGCUAUGAGGCAUGCAAGAGGGUAAUGAUAGAGAAAAAAGAGCUAGUGUAAAUGUAAUACCAAAAUAAGCACAUUUUUUAUUUAUUUACGCACUUCUUGAUUUAUGAGAAA
Molecule: messenger RNA, 1560 nt
Organism: Morus notabilis
Lineage: Eukaryota; Viridiplantae; Streptophyta; Magnoliopsida; Rosales; Moraceae
Product: adenine nucleotide transporter BT1, chloroplastic/mitochondrial-like
Exons: 4
Coding region: 280-1500 (406 amino acids)
Biological process (GO): transmembrane transport
Source: RefSeq, a predicted model, not a curated record